ACCUGACUGCGGCAGAAGAAGAGGCUGUGGCUGAGUCUGUGGCGACCACGUCUUCCUGACCCGGAUCCAAAGCCGGACAGUCAUCAUCAGAAUGUCUGUCAGAGAUCGAAUCGAAAUCUUUCCCUCGCAAAUGGCACAGUCCAUCAUGAAGGCUCGAUUGAAAGGAGCACAGACAGGUCGAAACCUCCUAAAGAAGAAAUCCGAUGCCCUCACUCUUCGAUUUCGACAGAUCCUAAAGAAGAUCAUAGAGACUAAAAUGUUGAUGGGUGAAGUGAUGAGUGAAGCUGCCUUUUCCCUUGCGGAGGCCAAGUUCGCAGCAGGGGACUUCAGCACCACAGUUAUCCAGAAUGUGAAUAAAGCCCAAGUGAAGGUUCGAGCAAAGAAAGAUAAUGUAGCAGGUGUUACCUUGCCAAUAUUUGAAUAUCACCAUGAAGGAACUGACAGUUAUGAGCUGACUGGUUUAGCCAGAGGUGGGGAACAACUGGCUAAGUUGAAGAGGAACUAUGGCAAAGCAGUGGAACUACUGGUGGAACUCGCCUCAAUGCAGACUUCCUUUGUUACUUUGGAUGAAGCUAUUAAGAUAACCAACAGGCGUGUAAAUGCCAUUGAACAUGUCAUCAUUCCUAGGAUUGAAUGUACCAUUGCUUACAUCAUCACAGAGCUGGAUGAGAGAGAGCGAGAAGAGUUCUAUAGGUUAAAGAAAAUACAGGAGAAGAAAAAGAUUCUCAAGGAAAAAACUGAGAGGGAAUUGGAGAAACGGAAGAUAGCUGGAGAGGUGACAGAGCCUGCCAAUCUUCUGGAUGAAGAAAAGGAUGAGGAUCUUCUGUUUGAGUAACCUUGCCUGCUCUGGUUCUUUCAGUCCUGACGUGACACCAGUCAGUGUAUCAUGUAAGAAGAUCAAAGGGAGGAGACAAACAAUAUAAAGUUUCAAUGAGAAAAAAAGAGAAAAGCAAGGGCACUCAAUAUUGGCUCCCCACACAUGAAGAAUAUCUGCAGAGAACAGUGGGCAAUCCCUAAGAAUAUGAUGAUCCCUUUUUGUAUGUGUUAGAAGUAUCACAUAAUCCCUGCUGAAAGAUCAAGGAAGUGUUAAGGAAUGCCAAAUCUUGCCACAC
Messenger RNA from Pipistrellus kuhlii (Kuhl's pipistrelle), 1112 nucleotides. RefSeq names its product V-type proton ATPase subunit D-like. Gene Ontology annotation, cellular component: proton-transporting V-type ATPase complex. The transcript has a single exon. Gene Ontology annotation, molecular function: proton-transporting ATPase activity, rotational mechanism. The record is from RefSeq and is a predicted model, not a curated record. Lineage: Eukaryota; Metazoa; Chordata; Mammalia; Chiroptera; Vespertilionidae. The coding region runs from base 92 to 835 and encodes 247 amino acids.